This is a messenger RNA of Camelina sativa (false flax), 1498 nucleotides long. RefSeq lists its product as uncharacterized. Lineage: Eukaryota; Viridiplantae; Streptophyta; Magnoliopsida; Brassicales; Brassicaceae. The record is from RefSeq and is a predicted model, not a curated record.
UAGAUAGAUAUGAAGAACAUAUAUUAUAUAUUCCUAUUAAAUUUGUGAGUGGAAGACAUAAGCAAAUUAGGAAAAAUAAGAGAAAGUCAAAAAAAGAAGCCAUAAUUACCAAUUUACUUCCCAAUGGAUCUUGACCAGAACCAAGCUAACAUUGUUUCCCCUGAGCGUUCAAGACCAAAACCUACCCGUGAACGUUCAAAACGGAAACUUACCCCUGAACCUUCAAGUCCAAAACCUACUUGUGAACGUUCAAAACGGAAACCUACCCCAGAGAGUUCAAAUCAGACACGUAUCCGUGACCGUGAGUAUUAUAAUUAUACAAGACGGAUACCUCAGAAUGUUGGGGCGCAGAUCAUCAAAAUCGAUAAAAACUAUUUUAUGAAGACGGUUCUUCGCCUCACCGGCUGUCCUCAGAAACGUCAUCUCGAUAUGUUCCGUCCUCGACCACUUACUGUUGACAAUCGCCGGCCAAGUAUCAUUCAUACGACUACUGUACAUAAUCCAUUCCUCACUGACGUGACCACCUCAGCUGUUGCAUCCUGGUCUCGAACGUCUCGGCCGUCUCUACUGUCCCAACCAUUGUUUCCGCCACCGGUUUUGCCUCGAGAGAAAGAAGCGAGGGAAGCUAAGAUGGCUGCUACCUUGAAGAACUUUGAGAAUAAUCUGAUGGAAGACGAUACGAACCAGGAACAGUUCUCUGGGUUGUGGUCUCCGUUGGCUUCUUUGGUCCCAAAUGGUGAUGUGCACCAACAACGUGAGAGCAUUCCACCACCACCACCACCGGUUCCUGUUUUGCCAGAUUCUCGAAACGAUCAAGGAUCAGAGAACAUUCCACCACCACCAAUUCCGACGAGUGCACCUGUCGGAUCUUUAGAAUGGUAUAGGUCUUCUAUCAAUCUAUUGAAGAACAGUCCAAUACCAUCGGUUCCAACGAGUGCACCGACCGGAUCAUUAGACAUGCCAAGUGCUCCGAACGGUCUACUCUCUUCGGCCUUGUCGCCUCCAAUUCAACCAGUUUCAGAGACUUUACCGUUGUGGAGUGUAGACUUUCCCAAUCCUCUCAGUGAUAUACGAGAGGAGAACGUUCCACCACCAGCUCCUGUGACUUCCUCGUUAUGGAGUCAAGAGUGGCCCCAUUUUUCCAAUGAUCUACAACUUGAGAACGUUUCGGCAACUUCAUUGUUCGGGAGUCAAGACUUGCCCAAUUCUACGAACGAUCAACAACUGGAGAACGUUCAACCAUUGGUUCCAGCGACUUCACCGUUAAUAAAUCUAGACUGGCUCAACGAUCCUUUGAACGAUCUUCAAAGGGAGAGCAUUCUCCUGGAUUGGCCCUAUUCACCGACCAAUAUAACUUUCCCGACCUUCAUGUUGUCUCCAACCUUUCUGCCUUCGCCAACGACCGGGCUGCUUCCAAACAUUAACUAGUGUUUCUUUUUUCCUUUCAUCGUUGGUGUUUUUCGUUUUUAUUAACUUCUGCUGCUUUUGGGUCUGGUGG